Messenger RNA from Zea mays, 1369 nucleotides. RefSeq names its product aspartate-glutamate racemase family. Lineage: Eukaryota; Viridiplantae; Streptophyta; Magnoliopsida; Poales; Poaceae. The transcript is spliced from 4 exons. The coding region runs from base 227 to 1213 and encodes 328 amino acids. The record is from RefSeq and is a predicted model, not a curated record.
UUAUAAUACAUAAAAACAGACACCUUCUUCAUUCCAGUUCAAUAAUUGAGGUUCCACUCUGUCUGUUCCCUCCUUCCUGCUGUUACAAUGAUUGUUACUAUUAGCCAGUCUGAGUAAUACAUGUGCAUUUGGUAUUGUCCUUGUUUACUAGUAGCUAAUAGCUGUUAAGAUCUAAAACCAGCCAUCCGUCUUCUGGGAAGAAGAGACCUGAGAGACCUUUACUCCCAUGGUUCAGAUGUCUUUGCAGAGGAGCAUAGCCGUAUAUCCUCGUUGCUCCUUAUCUGAUUCGUUCCAUCGUGUGGGUGGUUCACGAAGAAGAUGGGCCUCUUGUAGGUCCCAGUCAUCACGUUUUGCUUAUAAUGCAAGACCAUCCCCAAUUGUUCUCAAGACCGACCAUGCAAUUGAUCCCCCUGAACCAAAGGAUUUGGAUGCAAGUUCCUCAGCUUCAAGAAGUGGACCUUACAUUGGGACUUGCCAUCCAUCAGGCGCAGUCGGAGUGAUGGGUGCGUCUUCCUCUUCCUGCCUCAGAUUUUUAGAGAAAUUUGUGAGUUGGAGCACUGGAGGUGGAGAAGAGGCACCUCCGUUCAUCAUCUGCAAUGACCCGCUUGUCAAGAAAGAGCUGUUGCCAUCUGGAACCCAAUCCACUUCUGGCUGCAGUGCCAGUAUUGCUCUUGGGAAGUUAAGGCAGAAGAGGCUCUUCUUGGAGCAAUCUGGAGCAUGCUGUAUUGUUAUGCCAUGCCAGUUCUUACAUGCCUGGCAUGAUGAGAUUUCGCAGGGUUGCUCGGUUCCGUUCAUCCAUGUUGGUGAUUGCGUUGUGAAGGAACUCAAAGCUGCUAACUUGAAACCUGUUGAGUAUGGAAGUAAUGUCCGUGUGGGAGUUCUCUUCACUGACAAUAAAUUGGCUACAAACUGUUACCUAGACAAGUUGGAGAGCCAGGGUUUUGAGGUGCUAUGUCCAGAUAAGGCUUCCAUGGAGCGUACAGUGUUACCAUCAGUGGCUGCAUUCGGGAAGGGGGACAUGGAAGGUGCGAGAAACCUGUUGCGAGUGUCGCUGCAGGUUCUUCUUGUGAGAGCUGUCAAUUCGAUAAUCCUUGCGUCCGAUGACCUUGUAGGCAUUUUGCCUGAUGAUGACCCUCUUCUCAAGAAAUGUAUAGACCCACUGGAUGCCCUGGUCCGAGAGGCCAUCGCAUGCGCCCGAGCACCACAGCCAUGAUUUGCCGCCCUAGCUAGAUUACUCUGUUUACACCUUGGCUGCUCUGCUGAUGAGCACAUAUGUAAAUAAGUUUUACACAAGGUAGAAAAAGACGGAUAUUGGUUGAACUCAUUACGCAUUUUCAUCUAUGUUAGCCCAUGUAAUGUUCGGAUACUA